AUGAGACUAAGAAAUGAACAAAAAAAAGAAUUUGUGAACCAAAGAGACGUUCUCUCUGUAACUAAAGCUCCCACAGCCAUAGGCAAUCCCCGUGUAUCUCCAACAAUCUCCAUCACUCUCCACCAUCCUCCAACAGUUUCCAUCAAUCUCCACCAUCCUCCACCAGUCUCUAGCAAUCCCCAUGUAUCUCCACCAGUCUCCAUCACUCUCCACCAUCCUCCACCAGUCUCCAACAAUCUCCAUCACUCUCCACCAUCCUCCAUCACUCUCCACCAUCCUCCACCAUCCUCCACCAUCCUCCACCAGUCUCCAAUAAGCUCCAACAACCUCCACCAAAGUCUAUCCAUCUCAACCAGCUUCUAUGAAUCUACACCAACAAAGUCCACGGUCUCCACCAAUCCCCAACAAUUUCCAUUAAUCUCCUCCAACCUCUACCUAUCUCUGCCAACCUCGACCUGUAUCAGGCACGUCUCUAACCCGUAUCCACUCAAUCACCCCAUAUCCACCCAGUAUCCAACCUGUAUCCACACCGUACCCAUCCCGUAUCCUCCCCAUAUCUAA
Molecule: messenger RNA, 561 nt
Organism: Penaeus vannamei (Pacific white shrimp)
Lineage: Eukaryota; Metazoa; Arthropoda; Malacostraca; Decapoda; Penaeidae
Source: RefSeq, a predicted model, not a curated record